AAAAAUCCCCAUAAAAUCAAUCAUGGAGAGUACAUCCCCCCAAUUCCCAGUCGAUGCCACCACUCUCCUCCCUCCCGCCCCCACUCUCGAAGAAUCCAUCUCCGAAGAACUUCUAACCCUUCUUCUUAAGUCAAGAGAGAAAUUCACGGAAGGAAUUACCCUCUUCAGUGACGAAAAGUGGGAACUCAAGAAAGAUAAGGAAGAAGCCAAGCUUUGGACUAAGAAAGCAGAGGAAGGAGGAGUUAAGUUGUUUAGAAGAGAAGCUGUGAUUGAGAAGUCAGCAGAGGUUGUGGAUGAGUGGCUGAGUGAUCAGGAAAAUGUGCUAGAGAGGGUAGCGAAUAAUAAUAAGUUGAAGCAUAGUGAUGUUGUGAAGAAGUUUAAUGAAGAUGCAAAGCUUAUUAGAAGGGAAAUCAAAGGAAAUCUUUUGGUCACUAAUAGAGAUAUGUGCCUGUUUUGGAACAGACUGAAUCUCACAGAUGGAUCUAUAGCCCACGUUAUGUUCUCAAUAGAGCAUGAGGAUAUCCCUAAGACUAAAUGCGUCAGAGCGGAGGCCAAGAUCAACCUCCUCAUUUUGAAGCCGAUCUCAGAUGAAAGUUGCAUGCUAUCAAACAUAGGCAAGGUAGAUCCGAAAGGAAGUAUCCCAACUGCGUUUGUUAACAAGAUGCUUGUAAAGCAAUACGAUGAUUUGCUCAAAUUGAAGAAAUCUGUUGAAGCAUAGAGUUUGAAAUAGUGGCUAAAAGAUUUUGUUCAA
This is a messenger RNA of Moneuplotes crassus, 751 nucleotides long. The record is from the annotation of a GenBank genome assembly. Lineage: Eukaryota; Ciliophora; Spirotrichea; Euplotida; Euplotidae.